This is a messenger RNA of Colletotrichum godetiae, 636 nucleotides long. RefSeq lists its product as uncharacterized. The transcript has a single exon. The record is from RefSeq and is a predicted model, not a curated record. NCBI's taxonomy places the organism in Eukaryota, Fungi, Ascomycota, Sordariomycetes, Glomerellales, Glomerellaceae. The coding region runs from base 1 to 636 and encodes 211 amino acids.
AUGCCCGGAGUUGAUGUCAUUUCCCACCAUACCUCCGCCUUGGUGUCGCUCUUCUGCCCCGUAUUGUCUUGGGAAGAUGCACGUUGGUCCGGCGCUUCUGCCCCCUUGUCUCUUCUGUCUCCCGAGUCUCGCAAACGGCCGUGGGCACAUAGGUGUGGUAUCCGUACACAUACCACGGGAUCUGCACGAUGGCAUCCAGCCUCCUGGAAACGCCGUCAUCUUUGUCUUGCGGGCAUCAGAAUAAAAGGUGGAAAGAAUGGAUCAACCGGGUCACUUGGUGGAACGGGAGCCGAGGGAAGCGCAAAGACUACGGAAGACAACCGACAGUCCACCGCGGUCAGAUCUACUGGGCUGAUUACCAAAGCUGGUGAAUCAAACCAGCCGAAACAAUGGCAUUUCUCUUUCUCUCACACGACCGGCGAUCAGUGCACCGACCAGGGUGGGUGGCGUUUUGGCCUUGCGGCCUUGCGGCACAUUGAAAGAGUGGGGUCUUCUUCCGGAAUCACUUCCGCCGGUUUCCGGACCACCGGCGCUGGUGAGAUCCACUCGGUGAAGCUUAGACGCCUGAGAAGCCACACCGAUCCCCCGCAGCCGAGCAAUCAAAUUCCCUCGAGUCCGCGGUACAUCAGCGCGUGA